AGAGACUGAUUCUCACUUUGUUGUCCAGGCUGGUCUUGAACUCCUGGGCUCAAGCAAUCCUCCCGCCUUUGCCCCGCAAUGUGCUGGGAUUAGCAGCCAUGAACCACCACACCCGGCCAAGGGCAAGACCUGCUUCUUGGAGAAAGUGACAACACCCUAAGCUCUAAAUGGAAAGAACUUUCCACUCAUGGGAAUAAAUGGCACUACAGGUUCUUCCUGCCUACUGCAGACAAAACCAAUUUCUGAGAAGUGCUACUGCAGUAUAGAGUUGUAUUAACCUGAGGCUGGCCUCAGGGAAGAAGGGUUACCACUCAAGUAAGUUUUCCUGAAGGGUCAGCUCAGAGGUUAGGGCUUUUUGUAGUUUGGUGUGGGCAGGGCACUAGGGAAUGGGUGCUGCUGAUUGGUUGGAGAUGCAAUCAUAGGGGUGUGGACUACACUCCUCAACAGCUGAGUCCGCCUCUUGGGGGAGGAGUGGGGCAGAAGAAGCAGUUGGGUCAUGGGUCAAGAGCCUGGGUGGGGUCAGUUAGUUGCCAGAAUGCGAAAGUCUGAAAAAUGCCUCAAAAGACCAAUCUUUUAGGUUCUACGAUAACGUUAUCUACAGGAAUAACUGGGGAAGUUACACAUCCGAUGUCCUCCGAAACAAUGGCUGGUUAUCGUUUAACUAUAUUUUAGCAGAAUUCUCCCCUCAUAAUCCUAACCUCCCGGUCUUUCAUUAGUUUUAUAAGGGCAGUUGCAGCCCCCGAACAAGGAGGGGCCCUGUUUAAGGGAGGGACUAUGAUCAUCCUUGCUUAAAAGUUAAACUAUAAAUUCUCCCAUGGUUAGCUUGGUUUAUGUCCAAGAAUGAGCGAAGACAGCCGGCCUGCGAGGCUAGAAGCAAGAUGGAGUGAGCCAUGUUAGAUUUCUCUCACUGUCUUUGCAAAGGCGGUUUCCAGGAACAGCGUGCAGAGUAGGGGGCUUUCUAUCAGGCUCCUUUUGGUCAUUUCUUCCUAGCCGUCCGAUUCUGAGCUCUUCCCAAUCCUUUUCUUGGCGACUUAUCUCCCGCUGUCCUUGCCCAGGCUACUUUUCGCGGCUGCGCAAGACCCGGCACAAUCCAAAACAUUUCAUAGCUGAAAGAGUCCCAACUUCCGGAAGCCGCCCGGAAGGGGCGGGGCUUAUGGUAGCCCUUUCGUACGUAUCAGCCCGGUUGUCUGAAGAUUGCCGGAAAUGCUCUAUGUUGUUGCCGGAAGUGGGAAGAGAGAAAGGUGGUGAUGGCGGCUGUCGCUGCAUCCGAGGUGCUGGUGGACAGCGCGGAAGAGGGGUCUCUCGCUGCGGCGGCGGAGCUGGCCGCCCAGAAGCGCGAACAGAGACUGCGCAAAUUCCGGGAGCUGCACCUGAUGCGGAAUGAAGCUCGUAAAUUAAAUCACCAGGAAGUUGUGGAAGAAGAUAAAAGACUAAAAUUACCUGCAAAUUGGGAAGCCAAAAAAGCUCGUUUGGAGUGGGAACUACAGGAAGAAGAAAAGAAAAAGGAAUGUGCAGCAAGAGGAGAAGACUAUGAGAAAGUGAAGUUGCUGGAGAUCAGUGCAGAAGAUGCAGAAAGAUGGGAGAGGAAAAAGAAGAGGAAAAACCCUGAUCUGGGAUUUUCAGAUUAUGCUGCUGCCCAGUUACGCCAGUAUCAUCGGUUGACCAAGCAGAUCAAACCUGACAUGGAAACAUAUGAGAGACUGAGAGAAAAACAUGGAGAAGAGUUUUUCCCAACAUCCAAUAGUCUUCUUCAUGGAACACAUGUGCCUUCCACAGAGGAAAUUGACAGGAUGGUCAUAGAUCUGGAAAAACAGAUUGAAAAACGAGACAAAUAUAGCCGGAGACGUCCUUAUAAUGAUGAUGCAGAUAUCGACUACAUUAAUGAAAGGAAUGCCAAAUUCAACAAGAAAGCCGAAAGAUUCUAUGGGAAAUACACAGCUGAAAUUAAACAGAAUUUGGAAAGAGGAACAGCUGUCUAAUCCCUUCAAGAACUGUUUAUAGAAGCUUGAGAAUGGGGUAAAAAUUUCUGCUAGCAAAAUCAAAUUCUUUUUGAAAUUUUAUCAGUAAUCCAGAAUUUAGUAGUCUAUGCCUUCUCACUCAGCAUUUAGAAAUAAAAAUGUGGUUUCUUAAGCAUAUAUUCUUUCAUGUAUAUUUCCACAUUUUUGUGCUUGGAUAUGAUGUAUUUCUUGUAGUGAAGUUGUUUUGUAAUCUACUUUGUAUACAUUCUAAUUAUAUUAUUUUUCUAUGUAUUUUAAAUGUAUAUGGCUGUUUAAUCUUUGAAGAAUUUUGGGCUUAAGAUUGCCAGCAGCACACAUCAGAUGCAGUCAUUGUUGCUAUCAGUGUGGAAUUUGAUAGAGUCUAGACUCGGGCCACUUGGGGUUGUGGACUCCAAAGCCAAGGACAGUGAUGAGGAAGAUGGCAGUGGCCACCGGAGGACUGGAGCAGUCCCUCCUCAUGGCGGCCUGUGACCAAGGUCAGGGAGGAAUGGAGCUAUCCUUCCAUGAUCUGACCAUGUACAGUUCCCUUUUUAAAAAGCAAUAAAAUGCUUGGGAUUAGAAUUCCUAA
Messenger RNA from Symphalangus syndactylus (siamang), 2565 nucleotides. It is a transcript of the gene SYF2, whose product is annotated as SYF2 pre-mRNA splicing factor. Gene Ontology annotation, cellular component: Prp19 complex; catalytic step 2 spliceosome; post-mRNA release spliceosomal complex. The record is from RefSeq and is a predicted model, not a curated record. NCBI's taxonomy places the organism in Eukaryota, Metazoa, Chordata, Mammalia, Primates, Hylobatidae.